GAUAAUGUUCUCUUUAUAGUAUCCUUAUCACACUUCUUCUACUUCUAUAUAUCUGUUCUUGGUGUUUUUUUCUCCAUUUCCAGUUAAGGUUUGAAUGAGUUAAAGAGUACAGAAAGAGUUAUUUUAGUGAUUUACCAUGGUUUUUACUCAAAAAUCUUCUUCAGAACCAGUGACCAUGUCUACCUCAAUAACAACAGAAACUAAAAUACAUGUGCCUAAUUGUAAUCAUAUAUCUCAAGAGACUAUUGCUAAAGGACAGUUUGUUUCAUUAGAAAAAUAUACAUUCAAAGAUUAUGAUGGGAAAGAAAAAACUUGGGAAGUUGCUGGUAGAACAUCAAAGCCAGAUGAUGGGACUCCUGAUUGUGUUGGAUCUUUAGCUGUUUUAAGACGCUUGCUGAAAUAUGACUGUUUAAUCUUGGUAAAGCAGUAUAGGCCAGCACUUAAAAGAUACACAUUAGAAUUACCUGCAGGCUUGGUUGACCCAUUAGAAAAAGCAGAACAGACUGCUAUUAGAGAACUAAAAGAGGAAACUGGAUACACUGGUAGUGUUGUGAAGCAUAUAAGUCCGUUGACAGCUCUAGAUCCUGGUUUGUCUUCUUGCACAAUGAAUGUGGUUACUCUUGAAGUUAAUGGAGAUGCUGUUGAAAAUCAUUAUCCUCAGCAAAGCAACCAUGAUGAAGAUCAAUUAGAUGUCAUACACAUUCCCAUAAAUGAACUUCUGCCAAGACUGAACGAAUACAGCGAACAAGGCUUAAUUAUUGAUUCAAGAGUUUAUUGCUUUGCUAUUGGGCUGACUAUUGGAGCCAAAAAUGCAUGUUAUAAGCAAACAGCUAAUCCUUACUGACACAUGUGUAUUUGUGAUAUCAUUUUCAUUUCAUUUUUAAAAACUCCAUUUGCUGAAAUCAUUUUAUUUUAAUCUCUUUGUCUUUUUUGUGUGUUUGUACUUUAAAGCUUUACAUUAAUCAACAGACUCUUAAGGCUGAACUUAAAAAAAAGGGAUUGUUUUUACUAAGUUUGUGCCUUAUGGUUUUCAAAAUCCACUCAUACUUGUUGUAUUUGUAAAUGCUGCGGUUUAACUUUUCCAAUCUAAUAAUAACAUUUCAAUAAAGAAAUAUAUUUUUCAUUGUAAAGUUGUCAAUACUUUUCCAUAUCAAACUUUUUCUAUUUCUCAUAUUACAAUGUAAAGGUUUUAUUUUUUCUCUUUGUAUGACAAAUUCUUAAUAACAUCAAAAUUCUAGUCAAAUGU
Molecule: messenger RNA, 1246 nt
Organism: Uloborus diversus
Lineage: Eukaryota; Metazoa; Arthropoda; Arachnida; Araneae; Uloboridae
Product: ADP-sugar pyrophosphatase-like
Exons: 10
Coding region: 137-844 (235 amino acids)
Biological process (GO): nucleoside phosphate metabolic process; ribose phosphate metabolic process
Cellular component (GO): nucleus
Molecular function (GO): ADP-ribose diphosphatase activity
Source: RefSeq, a predicted model, not a curated record